Molecule: messenger RNA, 2963 nt
Organism: Monomorium pharaonis (pharaoh ant)
Lineage: Eukaryota; Metazoa; Arthropoda; Insecta; Hymenoptera; Formicidae
Gene: TM9SF2
Product: transmembrane 9 superfamily member 2
Exons: 15
Coding region: 298-2271 (657 amino acids)
Biological process (GO): protein localization to membrane
Cellular component (GO): membrane
Source: RefSeq, a predicted model, not a curated record
CGCGCAUUUCGUGACGUGUCAUGGCACUGUUUGAGAUGUGAAUAUGUGAUACGGGCGUUUGGCAUUUGGCUCGUGGCAACGACGACGUUUCGCGCAAUCCCACGCAGCGAAAGCAAGAGAGAGAGAAAGAGACCCGCGCGUACAGACGUGCGCGGCGUGCGAUGCAAUCGGGCGCUUUUAUAUAGGAAACAGUAUCAAACAGUAUUCAUCACGGAGGUGAGGGUGAGGGUGAGAGUGUGAGACGUGAGCGGCACAACAUAGACGCUUCUGUAGGGAGACUCGACGGCGACGACGACAAUGAGAACGACGACAGUGAUCCUCUGCACGCUAUGCGUGUUUCUGCACGGUGUCACGGCCUUCUAUCUACCUGGUCUAGCGCCUGUGAAUUACUGCAAGGCCGGCGAGGUCACGCCAACCUGCAAGUCUGAUAUUAAACUAUAUGUGAAUCGUUUAAACACGGAGAAAUAUGUCAUACCUUACGAAUAUAGUCAUUUUGACUUCUGCACAGUGGAAGAUGGACAGUCUCCGGUUGAGAAUUUGGGACAAGUUGUGUUCGGAGAACGUAUACGUCCAUCUCCAUAUAAGUUGAGCUUCAUGAAGGAUGUCAAGUGUGCUGCUGUUUGCAUAAAACAAUACACAGGAGGUGAUGAAAAUUCGGAAAAAAAGUUACAGUCAUUGAGAAAAGGAAUAGCAGUCAAUUAUCAACAUCAUUGGAUAGUUGAUAAUAUGCCAGUAACAUGGUGUUAUCAGCUUGAGGAUGAACGACAGUAUUGUAGCACUGGCUUCCCUAUGGGUUGUUAUUCAAAAGAAUCCAGAUCUCAGCAAGAUACUUGUACUAUACAUGGUCCGUACAACAAACCAAGAACUUACUAUUUGUUUAAUCAUGUAAAUCUUACUAUAACUUAUCACAGUGGUGGUUCGGAGGAAUGGGGAUCGUCUUUUAAGGAAAAUGGUGGUCGUAUCAUAUCUGUAAAAGUAGUGCCUCACAGUAUUAAGCAUACUGGUUCAGUUGAUUGUGAAAGUCAAAUACCAUUAGAGAUACCAUCCAGUGAACUCUCAGUUGGACAGACAUUUCAAGUGACAUAUACCUAUUCUGUUAAAUUUGUGAAAAAUAAUACGAUCAAAUGGUCAUCCAGAUGGGAUUACAUCUUGGAAUCGAUGCCACAUUCGAAUAUACAGUGGUUCAGUAUUCUUAACUCGUUGAUAAUCGUAUUAUUCCUUUCUGGCAUGGUAGCUAUGAUAAUGCUUCGCACUCUGCACAAAGACAUCGCACGAUAUAACCAGAUAGAAUCAGGAGAAGAUGCACAAGAGGAAUUUGGAUGGAAAUUAGUACAUGGUGAUGUGUUCCGCCCUCCACGUAAAGGAAUGUUGCUUUCAGUUCUGCUAGGAUCUGGUGUUCAAGUGUUUUUCAUGACGUUAGUUACAUUAGCGUUCGCUUGUCUGGGUUUUCUUUCGCCUGCUAAUAGAGGCGCGUUAAUGACUUGCGCGAUGGUGUUGUAUGUUUGUCUGGGAACCACCGCGGGAUACGUAGCUGCUCGAAUAUACAAGAGUUUCGGUGGUGAAAAAUGGAAGUCCAACGUGUUACUCACAUCUAUGCUUAGUCCUGGAAUUGUAUUUAGUUUAUUCUUCAUAAUGAAUCUAAUAUUUUGGGCGAAUGGAAGCUCGGCUGCAGUACCCUUCAGUACUUUAAUCGCGCUUCUGGCAUUAUGGUUUGGAGUAUCUGUACCGUUAACGUUUAUUGGUGCUUAUUUUGGCUUCAAAAAGAGGGCUUUGGAGCAUCCGGUACGAACAAAUCAAAUUCCUCGACAAAUACCAGAACAGAAUUUCUAUACGCAACCAAUACCCGGAGUCAUCAUGGGUGGUGUCUUACCGUUUGGUUGCAUAUUUAUACAAUUAUUCUUCAUACUUAAUUCUUUAUGGUCGAGCCAAGUGUACUACAUGUUUGGAUUUCUCUUCUUGGUUUUUCUCAUACUCGUCAUUACGUGUUCAGAAACGACAAUUCUGCUUUGCUAUUUCCAUCUUUGUGCUGAGGAUUAUCACUGGUGGUGGCGUAGCUUUCUCACGUCCGGCUUUACUGCUGUCUAUUUGUUAAUUUAUUGUGUACACUUCUUCGUCACUAAGUUAGAUAUUGAAGGUGCCACCUCUACGUUCCUGUACUUCGGAUAUACAUUUAUCAUGGUUUACUUAUUCUUCCUUUUGACAGGUUCUAUUGGUUUCUUCGCCUGUUUUUGGUUCGUGCGCAAGAUUUACAGUGUUGUGAAGGUUGAUUAAAUAAAACUGAUGAUGAGGACAAUACUUAUAUAUAUGAUGAAUGUGGUAUGAUGAGUGAAACUAAUCGCAAUGAGAAUGAGCGAUAGUCGAUUUUAUGUAAACCCGCGUUAGAAAAAAAAGGAAGAAAAAUCAAUAACGAUAAUAAUAGCGCACUCUGCGUCGUUAUUGUUGAGAUUAAGAUACAUCGUUACAAGUAUCAUAAAUGAUAGUUUAUUUUAAUAACGCGAAAGGUUUACAGUUUUUGGAAAGCGGACGUCGAUAUCGUCAUCGAGUAUCUAACAUUCUUUGAGAAGAAUUUUCUUGAAUAAGCGUCUAACGUACAUCAUACAAUAUUUAUUGAUGUAUGGUUUAGAUGCUGCGAACAUCCGCAUAAGCAUCUUGUUUUAUUUUUGCUCUCAAAAUGCUUGACUCGUGUCGCAAGAACGUCAUGCGGCACAUAGCCACGAUACGUCUCAGAUUUAGCGUUUCAGAUUAAAUCUUCGAUGUGUCAUGAAAUUGAUUUUGGUUAAUUUACUUUGUUUAUUCAUUCAUAAUUAUGAAAUUUUUAAUAAAACAAAUAUUAAAGUUACGCACACGUGCAUAACGACAUAGAAGUACAAUUCGAUUCUGAUUGUGAAAUGCACGUGUCAUCGUGUUUUUCAAAUUAUAAAUUAAAUACAUGAGUAAUAAAAAAAUGUACAAAUUAAGAACUA